Drosophila albomicans is the source of this 4554-nucleotide messenger RNA. It is a transcript of the gene pnt, whose product is annotated as ETS-like protein pointed. Gene Ontology annotation, biological process: cell differentiation; regulation of transcription by RNA polymerase II. Gene Ontology annotation, cellular component: nucleus. Gene Ontology annotation, molecular function: sequence-specific DNA binding; DNA-binding transcription factor activity, RNA polymerase II-specific. NCBI's taxonomy places the organism in Eukaryota, Metazoa, Arthropoda, Insecta, Diptera, Drosophilidae. The record is from RefSeq and is a predicted model, not a curated record. The transcript has 9 exons. Bases 1095 to 3329 code for a protein of 744 amino acids.
UCUUUGCGUUUGGACGCGGUGUCUGUGUGUGUCUCUGUCUUGCUUUUGACUUAGCGGUUGUGUGUUUGGAAUAUUUGAAUAAUUCUUCUUCUUACCUAAACUAUACGCAUUUUACAACAGCAAGAGCAACGCACAAACAACGCGUGUAUUAUUUAAUUAGCAAGCAAAAACACUGCGGAUCGCGAGUGCGUCGCUGCCAAAGCACAAAAAAAAAAUAAAAAAAACAACAAUCGAUAGUCAAAUCUGUGUUGUUAUUGUUGUGUCAUCGAAACGAGUGCAAUUGAUUGAUAUUGAAUUUGAAGCUAAAGAAAAAAAUGUGUCAGUGCAAAUAUUGAGUGAGCCAAAAAUAGCCAAAGAGCAGCUCAAGAAGGCUGAAAAUAAAAACGCUUCACACAACAAAACCUUUUCUCAUCAUCAUCUCUCGGCGUCUGUCUACAAAACCACAAAAUCGCUUAAAAGAUCGUCUGUGCGUGCGUCGUGUUUUAAUCGUGUCCGUCCCACAGUCUUCGUCUCUCUGUCUGCGCGUCGUUCGAUCUCUGCUUGCGUCGUCGUCGCCGUCAACGUCUGCGUCAGCGUCUCUUAUAAGCCGCACUAAAGCCAAGAAGAAGAGCUGAUCCCCGGUCUCGAUCUCUCGAUCGCGGUCUCAAUCCCAAUCCCAGUUCUCGGCUGUUUCCUUUCGUGCACUGCUCCUCGCUUUGUUUCGGACACGUACUUCGUAAUCUUCUCUCUCUUUAAUCAACCUGCCUGCUGAUCCACGCGAUAUUAUAAACAGAGAUACAGAUACGGAUGCAGAUACAGAUACAAACCAUUUAAGGAAACGUGUGUGAAAGAGAGAGGGGAAUAAUACUUGAGCAGUAGCUCCUGCUUUCUCAGUCUCUGCUCCCGAUCAAGAUUAUGCGCCUAAUUUGAAGUUGUAAUUAAUUUGGAUACCCUAAUAAAAAAGAGCAUAACGACAAAGAACCAAAGCCCCAAAAGCGAACACGCGAGAAAUCAAAAACAAAGGGGAAAGAUACAAAACUUCAACAUCAACUUCUUCUUCCCUCGACGCUGUUGACGGGGCGUGACACGCCUCUUUUUUAUUGCCCCACCGAUGAAUGCACAAUAUGGAACUGGCCAUUUGUAAGACUGAAUUGUCUGCCACCAAAUUUAUGCUGCCCCCCGCGCUGCCAACUGUCGCAGCAAUUGCAACAACAACGGCUACGGCAAGUGCAACACACUCUUUCCUCGAUCGGGCGGUGCAAAUCAACGAGCUCUUCAACUUCAACCCGCCACAACAUCCAUUCAAGAGCAACUACAACAGCAGCAGCAACAUCACCAGCAACAGCAGCAACAACAACAACAGCAGCAGCAACAUGCGGAUGAAAAAGAAUCGCAAAGUCACAUUUCUAUCCAGUUUAGUUGAGUCUACAAAUAAAUACAUUAAAGAGGAGCCUAUCAAUGGAGGCAAGGAUCUGCCCGUGUGCAGUUUAUCGGAUAUUUCAGAUCACGAGGGCUCGCUGGAUGUGCCCACAGCAUUGCCACCGCUUACGCCAGGCACCAAUCGCAAGGUGAACGAGGUCUUGAAGGCCUCCUUUGCCUCCUGGGAGAAGGAGGUGCAGAACUGCAAUAUAACCAAAGAUCCCCGCGAGUGGACAGAGGAACAUGUCAUCUAUUGGCUCAACUGGGCCAAGAAUGAGUUCUCGCUGAUCACCAUGGACCUGGGUCCCUUCUGCAAGAUGACGGGCCGUGAAAUGGUCGAGCUGGGCAAGGAGAAGUUCCUCGCCAUCACGCCGCCCUUCACAGGCGAUAUUCUGUGGGAGCACUUGGACAUACUACAGAAAGAGUGCGAGAAACCAAAUGAGGAUAUUGUGCAUGGGAAUUCCUUUGAAUCGGCCACCACCGCCUCGGUCUGUGGAUCAGACCAUCAGGUGGCCAAUUACGCCACAACAACAACAACAGCAGCAACGCCAGCCACGACGCCCACGUCCAACAAUAACAACAACAAUAACGAAAGUAUUGCGAGUCGCCUGGCCAUGGAUUAUGUGACAUCGACAACGUCGAGCAGUGAUAAGAGCAACAGCUUCCAUCCCUCAGCGCACACAGGCUACAGCAGCAACAACAACAACAGCAAUGCCCACGAUCGCACCAACAACAGCCCGCCACCGCAGCAAUCGCAACAGCAGCUUGUCAAUAGCAAUAGCAACAACAACAACAACAACAAUGCCAGCAACAGCAGCAACAACAUGUUGCCGCCAGGCGUGCAGCAGCAGCAGCAGAAUGUUGCUGAUAACAACAACAGCAGCAGCAGCAGCACUGGCAGCAGCAACAACGCCAACAGCAGCAACCAGAGCAAUGCGGGCACCAACAACAACAACAACAAUAAUAACAACAACAACAAUAACAACAACAACAACAUCAACUACAUGACAGCAAUGGCUGCAGCACUCUACCAACAUCACCAGCUCAAAGAGGAGCCCGGCACCGGAGGACAGUCAAGUAACAACAACAAUGGCUACGUCUCGAAUGCCCAGAACGAUCCCACAGAUCUCAGCAGCUACGGGCUGCCCGCACAUCUGGCAGCAGCGGCAGCCGGACACUAUCCGGGAGCGGGCGGAGGCAGCGCAGCUGGCGGCAACAGCGGAGGUGGCGGCGCAGCUGGCGGCGAUGAUAGCGACUAUCACAGCACGAUUUCGGCGCAGGAGCAUCAGAGUCAGACCUCGAGUGUGGGCAAUGGCAGCGGCAGCGGCGCCAACAGCAACAAUGGCUACGGCAUGGAUGGGAGUCCGGACUUUUACAAUUCCUACGGACGUCCGCGCUUCCACGAUGCCUUCGGCAAUUCCGACUUUACGCCCUAUGAAGCACAGUUCCAGACGAUGAGCGCCCAGCCCAACAUGGAUCAGUGGGGCGCCCAUGCGCACCAGCAUCCGGCUGCCUACAUGACCACCUUGGGGCUGGACAAGUCGCUGCUGGGCGGCUACUCGACGCAGGGAGGUGUGCCCUGCUUCACUGGCUCGGGACCGAUUCAGUUGUGGCAAUUCCUGCUCGAGCUGCUGCUCGACAAGACGUGUCAAAGCUUCAUCUCGUGGACGGGCGAUGGCUGGGAGUUCAAGCUAACAGAUCCCGAUGAGGUGGCACGUCGCUGGGGCAUUCGCAAGAACAAGCCGAAGAUGAACUACGAGAAGCUGAGCCGCGGUCUGCGUUAUUACUACGACAAAAACAUCAUCCACAAGACAGCUGGCAAACGCUAUGUCUAUCGAUUCGUCUGUGAUCUGCAGAAUCUGGUCGGUCACACGCCAGAGGAGCUGGUGGCCAAGUUCGAUCUGAAGAUCGAGAAGAAGGAUGUCGACUAGCAGACGCGCAGCACUGAAGCUGCGUGAGGAAUUCAUCUGAUCUGAUCUGAUCUGAGAUAGCGAUCUAAAGGCCACAACACAACACAACACAACACAAUGAAAGUUAUAUAGUACUCAACAGCGAAAGAAAGAGAGUUAAUUUUUGAGAGUUAUUGUUUCCCAAGCGUGAUGUUAAAUUUUAAGCAGCAGCGAUACCUGCGAUCUUGCUACGAGAUUAAUGUGUUAGAGCGUCGUAAUAACAUUGUAAUUAUUAUUAUUAUUAAUAUUAAUUUUAAUGCUACUGUUAAUUGAUAAUCGUAUUGUGUGUAUCGUGUAAAAAUUAGACUUUUGAAUUAAUUUGAAAUUAAUUGAAAAUACGCUAGCAUAAGUACAGAUUUUAGUCUUUAGCAAACGAUUUUCAACAGUUUAACAAUUCAAGAAGCAAACCAGUUUAAAUUCUAUAUCGCAAUCGCAAGUUUAUGACGAUUGUCGAGGCAAAGCAGAGCGUAUUCAAUUUUGAAAUUUUUUGUGCAAUGCGAUUGUUUGUGUCGAAUGAAAGUUCUACUACAUACGAGUAAAUGCUAUCCAAUUGUAUCCAUCGUAAAAGAGGCCAUAAGAGAACCGAGUGCAUGUCCCCAAAAAGUGAUAUUAAAACGCUACCAUGUUUAUUACAUUUGCAAAACGGGGUCGCUUUUUUUCUACAUCUAGUUCUAAACAAAUUCACAAACCAUUAAAUUGUACGUUGUGCGUGUGUAAAUAGAGAGUAUGUUAAAAUAAUCAUAAUCAUAAUUAUAGUUACUAUAAAUACAAACAACAAAUAAUAUUAGCUCUGUAAGUCUAUCAUAUUUAUGUGUAACCUGUGCUACAACGCUACAACUAAGUUAUCCCCCCUUUUUCCCCCACUCAAUUUGCUGCGCUUCCGUGCGAAACCCAAGAGUUUUAAACCACACACACAGAGAUAUAUCCCCAAGAUAUAUACAUAUAUAUAUAUAUACAAUAUAUCGACAACGUAGGUCUGCAGUAUGCCCAAUAUUUAAUGCAUACUCUUAGUUAUUUUUUAAUCAUUGGCUGCUUAGAGUUUUCCAUGCGUUAAGAAUUGACCAUUCAUACUUAUGUUUACAUUUUGUGUAUAGCUAUAAACUAUUUAAGCAUAGCUCGUAGCCCGUAGCCACGUAUUAUGUAGAGCAAUUUGAAAAUACUGUAUUUAUACAAUAAUAAAAAACAUUCAAAAACAUUAUAUAAUCAA